GCGAUUGUUUAUUUCCAGCGCGUAAUUUUAAAAAUUUUCCUCUGUGCUUGAAGAGGAUGUUUGUUGUAAAACUUUUCUUAAAGUGUGGACAGUGCCUUAUAUCCGUGUAAAAAUUAUAUUUUGGAUUUCCUCAUCACUUCGUAACAUGUACAAUAAGGGCCAAGAUAACAAAGAGCUCCAAAUCCCACUGAGCGGGAGAGGCGGUUUCGGUCUGAGGUUGAUGGAGAGCUACCCGGGCCUCCCGGCACACUUUUUACACCAGCUCCAGCCUCAGUUUUUCCACCCGGUACCCUUCCCGGCCUCCGUGCCCUCGGCUUUCGCACCCCCGCCUCUCAAAGCGCUGAAACUGGAGGAUAUGCUGUCACCGAUCAGCGUCUCCGUCUCGCCCUCGCCUGAAGACCUGACCGACGAUGCCAGGGAGCCGACACCCGGAUCCGAACUCUCCACACCGGACGACGGACACCUACUUUGACAUGGCCUGUUACAAAACUCGAACCUGCUGCUCAGGAGCUUCGCGUUGGCUGCUUUUCUCAAUA
This is a messenger RNA of Cimex lectularius (bed bug), 536 nucleotides long. RefSeq lists its product as uncharacterized. Lineage: Eukaryota; Metazoa; Arthropoda; Insecta; Hemiptera; Cimicidae. The transcript is spliced from 3 exons. The record is from RefSeq and is a predicted model, not a curated record. The coding region runs from base 146 to 472 and encodes 108 amino acids.